Mucor mucedo is the source of this 1397-nucleotide messenger RNA. RefSeq lists its product as uncharacterized. The coding region runs from base 22 to 1383 and encodes 453 amino acids. The transcript is spliced from 4 exons. NCBI's taxonomy places the organism in Eukaryota, Fungi, Mucoromycota, Mucoromycetes, Mucorales, Mucoraceae. The record is from RefSeq and is a predicted model, not a curated record.
GAAAUAAAAAUAACCAUUGCUAUGGCUAUUGACGUAAAAUACAGAUAUGUUAUGGGAAUAGAAUUGGGUGAUUUGUUCUCUUCAGUAUCUGUGGCUCACGUAAAAGAUCCGGCCAAUAUAUAUAGUGUCGAGAGCUGGGACAAUGAACAGGAAGCAUGGACUAAUAGACACUAUCGAUUUCCUACAUCAAUCAGGUACAAUAACGAUUGGAUGGGGACCAAAUCUCUUGGGGUUGAGUAUGACACCAAUAACAUGGACGACCAUGGCUCAACUUCAAUAUACCAAAUCAAGCAAUAUUUAUUCCACCCUGACAAAUCCAACGAAAUACUUGGAAAAAUGAAGAAAGGGCUCACCAUCAAAAAAGUACUGGCGGAUUUUCUGGCAGGUUUUGUCCAAUUAGCGCGCAGGAGAUUUCGGGUGCAUGAACAAUUCCAGAAAAGCCAGUUCUAUGAUAACGAUUUAAAGGCCAAAUAUAUUCAUUAUAGAGUAGCUUGCCCUAGUUCUUUACAAGGAUUAAUGAGAGAAUGUUUUGUUUAUGCUGGAAUUACCGACAAUUACAAACUUGAACAACAAUUAUCUUUUGUAACCGAGGUGGAGGCCAUUGCUUAUCAUCAAAUUGCUUUAGACAGGAAAAUCACGGGGCUGAAAAUCGAUCAAAGUUAUCUGAUUUGCAGUGUAAGCGAGAAUUCGGUUGGUAUUGCUGAUAUAUGUGUAGAUACAACUGAAGCGCUUAGUACAGUAGAAUUGGUGGGUGAAAAUUUGAAGGGUGGAUCUACGGCCUUGGAAAAUCGAUUUCGAGAUUAUCUGGAAGAAAGAUGCAUUUGGUUCAAUCAAAGUCCCGAGACUAUCGAAAAGGCAUGUUCUGAUUUUCUGGACACCAUGAAGUUUGGAUUUAAAGUAAUAGAUCCCAACGCAUGUGCUUUCGAAUUACAAGAUGUAAACAAAAACACCGUCCAUAUUUCCUACGAAAAUCUUGACCGAGCUGUGUUUUUACCGUAUAUCGAUACUAUUAUUCAAUGCAUCCUUGAUAUAUACAAAAAAUUAAAAGGAAACCGUCAACUUCUUCUUUCUGGAAAGUAUGGCCAAGACCCUUAUUUUAUCAAGCACUUGGUCUAUGAUAUUGAUGAAACUUGUUUACAACGUGUUGACCUUGUUAAAAAUUUAUUUGAUUCCAUAUCCUCUGGUGCUGUCACUUCUGCUUUAAGGAAAAGUGAGGUUCGUACCCCUUUAUUUCAUUCUCAUAGUAAUGAUUUGGUUGAGGAAGACUAUUAUGCUGACAGAAGAACUGAUAACAUUGAAGAAGAUUACGAUUUUAUUGUUGGAUUAGGUAAAGUAUAUUUUUUUUUUGAUAUAGUCAGCUCGGUCGAUUUAACUUUCAAGUAAAAAAAAAAAAAAAA